Molecule: messenger RNA, 1449 nt
Organism: Megalops cyprinoides (Indo-Pacific tarpon)
Lineage: Eukaryota; Metazoa; Chordata; Actinopteri; Elopiformes; Megalopidae
Product: homeobox protein meis3-like
Exons: 11
Coding region: 1-1167 (388 amino acids)
Biological process (GO): embryonic pattern specification; eye development; brain development
Molecular function (GO): DNA-binding transcription activator activity, RNA polymerase II-specific; RNA polymerase II cis-regulatory region sequence-specific DNA binding
Source: RefSeq, a predicted model, not a curated record
AUGGAUAAAGGGUAUGAAGACCUUCUGCAGAAUUCAGUAUCAGAGGGCGCGUGUGUUGGGGGGCAUGGGGAUGUGCAGGUAAGGUUACCUCCCCAGUGUGGCCUGCCUGUCCCAGACACCCUCACACACCAUCGAGAUCAGAUUUAUGGUCACCCCCUGUUCCCCCUGCUUGCACUGGUGUUUGAGAAAUGUGAGUUAGCCACUAGCUCCCCCAGGGCGACUCUUUCGCACUCAGCCCAGCCCCACAUCCCUGAAAAGAAGAAUCACAGUGACAUCUGCUCCUCAGAGUCAUUCAGUGAUGACAUCGCUGCCUUUGCCGAACAGAUUCGUUCAGAGGAGUCACUUUGUUCCUCAUACCCUGACCUGGACAACCUGAUGGUGCAGGCAAUCCAGGUACUACGCUUUCAUCUGCUCGAGUUGGAGAAGGUGCAUGACCUGUGUGAGAACUUCUGCCAGCGCUACAUCAUCUGUCUGAAAGGCAAGAUGCCCACUGACCUAGUGCUAGAUGAGUGGGAGGGCAGGUCCAGGUCCGACCCGGAGGGCCUUACUGGUUCCUCUACCUGUCUGUCAGAUCAGAGUCCAUCAUGGUUCCAGAAUCCAGAGGACUGUGUAUCCAUACCUUUGGACACUCCUGGGCCUUCAUCAAAUGACCUGCACUCUCACAGUACUGAUAGCUGCAGUAACACAGGGGAUGGCCUAGAUUUGGGCGUGGCGUCUCUCAACACAGGGGAUGAGGACGAGUUUGAGUGGGACAGGAAGAACAAUAAGAAGAAAGGGACUUUCCCCAAGGCUGCUACCAACGUCAUGAGGGCCUGGCUUUUCCAACACCUUUCGCAUCCAUACCCAUCUGAAGAACAGAAGAGACAGCUAUCCCAGGACACAGGUCUCUCCAUCCUGCAGGUCAACAAUUGGUUUAUCAAUGCAAGGCGCAGAAUAGUACAGCCCAUGAUAGAUCAGACAAAUCACUCAGGUCUUCAGGGAUCAUCAGCCAUUUCCCCAGAUUAUCCUGGAACUGUCUUUCCCCAGCCAGGACACUCCCUGCCCCAUGGGUCCCCAAAUCUGCACCCCUACUCGUCUCACCAUACUGCCAUGUUGCUUCACCCGCCCCCAUGCCCUCAUCCUGUGGAACCCCUGAUUGGGCAGGCACAGGACAUACAUGCCCAUUAACUGAUGGAACGAGGUCGGGGUGGAGGGCAGAGACACAUAACACACACACACUUCACCUACUACGCCUCACAUACUGGUACAUAUGUUUUUCUAUAUACCCACUGUCCAUAAUCCUAACAUGCUGGUACACAGGUACACCCUUCCACAUACACAUUUCCCAUACACACAAUGGUACACAAUAUUAUCAUACACAGACCAGUGAAAUGUUUACCAGUACUAUGGCUUAUGGCAGUCUCCAAUUCAGUGAUAUGCACAUUUUACUCACACAUCAAUAAACAUAGU